AGAUUCAACCACGCAGCGAGGCUUGUUGCACCAUUUUAUUUUCAACAUAAACAUAUAACGUAAUGUUCAUGUAUGUAUCAGUGGCCCGGCGUUAAAAUCAUAAUACAGAUACGGACGGCAGUUUUUACAGGAUUUCUAACUACCAUCGAGGGAAAAUAAACGUACUUUGUUUCAGUGACCAGAAACUGUGUCAAAAAACAGCGUGGAAAAAUGGACAGUGGAGUGACAGUAAUUACCAAACCUACUGUGAAUGUGCGCCUCACCAGCACCAUCUCCUCCUUUGAGGUGCAGCGCAGGUUCAACAGAGGGAUUACCAUCGCAGAUCUGAAGGGGAAACUGGAGAUGGUUAUGGGUGCAUCUCCCUCCGUCAUGGACCUGGAGUUGUUCGGCGUAAAUGACAAGUUCCUGCAGAAGAUGGAUGACAAUGAAGCUUUGCUGGGUUCAUAUCCUGUGGACGAUGACUGCAGAAUACAUGUUAUUGAUCGAAGUGGAGGCCAGAUGGGGGAGUUUACUGAUGUUUCCAAAGUGGAGAAAUUUGAACUCUCAGAUGAUGCUUAUGAAAAGAAAACAGAUACAGCAAGGUCAUUCAUGAAGAAACAUCGUGUCGGUCGCUUCAACGAAGAAGAAAUGGCCAAGAAGAAAGCUGAUGCUGCUGCUCGGGAGGAGGAACAGAAGGUUGCUGCUGAUGCCAUUUCGGUUGGCAACCGAUGUCAAGUGCAGGUUGCUGGGCAGCCCACAAAGGUUGGCACAGUCAUGUAUGUUGGUACAGCAGAUUUCAAGCCAGGCUAUUGGGUGGGUGUGAAGUACGAUGAGCCGAUGGGAAAACACGAUGGCAGUGUUGACGGGAAGCGAUAUUUUGAAUGUGAGAACAAAUAUGGUGCAUUUGUGAAGCCCCUGAAUGUGGUUGUGGGAGACUUCCCUGAGGAGGAUUAUGGUUUAGAUGAGAUGUAAGACUUUUACGUCUCCCUGUCAAAGAGGUAGAGUUUUUCUGCCCUGAAAUUUGAGUGUCCACCUCAAGCUGUUAUCCUUUCACCAAACAGAGAUGAUGAAAAGUCAUUGUCAGCUUAACAAAUGAUUAUUAUUUUGUUUUGUUUUGUGCUACUCUGGAAGGCAUGAUCCAAAGAGUGGUGGCUGAAGGUCUUCCCUCUCAGUAAGGCCAAGGCAACAUGAAAGAGAUGACUGUCAGAUAGUACAUCUCUUGGUGUAUAAUAAUAAUAAUACAGGAUAACCACGAAAGGGGAGCUUAAUCCAGCAAAGUUUAAUAAAGGAGAGAUUUUUUUUGUUGCGUCUAGACAGCAUCUAGACAGCAUCGUGGAGGCUAACGUGUGGCCCUCCACUUAACGCACUUCAGUUCAAUUCAAUUAACUUGCUUUAGUUGUACUAGUUGCUCCUAAGCUUUCUCAAGGUGGGUCAGUUUAAAUAUCAGCCUCCUUUCUCCUCAUUUAGUUUAUAUCAGUAUGUACAAAGAUGAUUGUAUAUAACUAUUUAUAGUUAGCACUAGUUUUAGCAUUUUUUGAAGACUGUAAAUUGCUGAGAGUGAUCCCAGGAUUAGACAACUGUAGACUGAGGGAAAGAUACCCCCUAAAAUACUUUGACACUAAAAUUAUAAUCAAAAUCAAAGUGGUAAUUUACCUUCUGUAUCUGGCUAACAUGGCGUCACAUACAUAUCUCUAUCAACGCAGUUUGAGUUGAGUUUGAGAAAAUGUUUUCCAGCCAUCAAAUUAAAAUUAGUCCUCAAUGGUUGAUUUCAGGUUUGCAUUUUAGUAAGAAUUACAUGAUAAAUCUGAUAAAUUGAAUAAAUGACACACAGUCAAGAAAUUCACAGUUACAGAACAACAAAUUCACAGUAACGGAAGCUUCAGUCAUACACAGAGAAACACAGCAGCACCACCCUCAGCUCUUUACUCACAUGUCCUGGAAUAACUGUGAAAGUAUUCAAGGGUAGGGUUUUCCUUUCAAACGAUGUUAGAUUUCCUAAAUGUCAUAAUGUGUUUGUGUGUAAUAUGUAAACAAUCAAUUUUAAGCUUUCCGUGUGGAUAUGAGAUGUAAUUCACCCUAUUUUUCUUUGACUGAAUUCCUAUUAUUAAAAAUUGUCUGCGCUUAAAUGUGUCCUGCUUAUAUUGAACCACAUUAAUAAAAAUGUUUAAAAUUUGA
Scomber japonicus (chub mackerel) is the source of this 2154-nucleotide messenger RNA. It is a transcript of the gene tbcb, whose product is annotated as tubulin folding cofactor B. Gene Ontology annotation, cellular component: microtubule plus-end; nucleus; cytoplasm. The record is from RefSeq and is a predicted model, not a curated record. Bases 211 to 951 code for a protein of 246 amino acids. Gene Ontology annotation, biological process: tubulin complex assembly; post-chaperonin tubulin folding pathway; cytoplasmic microtubule organization. Gene Ontology annotation, molecular function: alpha-tubulin binding; microtubule plus-end binding. The transcript has 7 exons. Lineage: Eukaryota; Metazoa; Chordata; Actinopteri; Scombriformes; Scombridae.